This is a messenger RNA of Carcharodon carcharias (great white shark), 519 nucleotides long. Its product is annotated as C-C motif chemokine 19-like. The record is from RefSeq and is a predicted model, not a curated record. Gene Ontology annotation, cellular component: extracellular region. The transcript is spliced from 4 exons. Lineage: Eukaryota; Metazoa; Chordata; Chondrichthyes; Lamniformes; Lamnidae. Gene Ontology annotation, biological process: neutrophil chemotaxis; cellular response to interleukin-1; positive regulation of GTPase activity. Gene Ontology annotation, molecular function: chemokine activity; CCR chemokine receptor binding. The coding region runs from base 115 to 462 and encodes 115 amino acids.
GAGAGGAGAGAAGCACAGAGCUACAAGCUGCUCAAGGGAGGGAGAGAGAGAAAGAGAGAGAGAGAGAGAGAGAGAGAAAGCUGAAGCUGCUCAAAGAGUCUCUACCCGCACCUUAUGAUGAGGGGGACAAUUUUCUCCACUGCUGCUCUCCUCUUCAUCAUCUCCACCGUCCUGUGGAGCAUUUCACAAGCCAAUGAAAACAGCAACGCUUUGGAGGAUUGCUGCCUCUCCACAAGCGAUGCUGAGGUCCCAGUGAAGAUCGUGAAGGAUUACAAAAUGCAAUUACCUGGCAAUGGCUGCAAAAUCGAAGCUGUGGUCUUCCUGACUAAGCAACGGAAACAUCUGUGCAGCCCUCCAGAGGCAAAAUGGGUGAAGGAUCUGAUUCGCAAGAUUAACAGAAAGAAGAAAUCUUCAAAGAAGAGGCAACAGAAAGCCCAGAAAAAAAAGAGGCGACAGGCAUGAGGAGAGAUUGAGGGUCAGCAAACUUUCCGGCUAUUUCCAACUACAAUAAGUAAAUAC